This is a messenger RNA of Drosophila busckii, 1098 nucleotides long. RefSeq lists its product as uncharacterized. The coding region runs from base 49 to 813 and encodes 254 amino acids. The record is from RefSeq and is a predicted model, not a curated record. NCBI's taxonomy places the organism in Eukaryota, Metazoa, Arthropoda, Insecta, Diptera, Drosophilidae. The transcript has a single exon.
AAAGUUAUUAGCUUAUGGUGAAAUACUGUUAGAGCAACUAUUAAAAAAAUGGAAUCUGAGGAGCAAGUAACAUCUAUAUCACCGAAAGAUGACUCACUGAAUGUGCUAUGUGGCAUAUGCAAUGAGUUUUAUAAAGCAAGUGAUUUAAUAUAUUCAACAAAUCAUUGCGGUCAUGUUUUCCAUAAGGACUGUCUGCUGCAUUGGCUUAAUCAGUCGCUAAGCUGCCCACAAUGUCGGGCCAAUUGUCAUCGUGAACGUGUUCAUCGAAUUUACUUGAACUUUGCAGAACGAACUGAGGUGGAUGACAUACAGCCGCAACGGCAACAAAUUGACUGGGUGCCGUUGAACCUGGAUGAGCCACAAGCACCACUGCCACCACUAGAAAAUGCUAUACAGUGCGGCACGGAUCAUGAUGGAAAUGAAACUUAUGUGGCGCGGGUCUAUCUACCUCAUAAUGGUACCGAUGAUUUGCUACCGGCAAGCUACGUGCCACAGCUGCAGGCUGUCUAUGCCGCAUGGAACUGCAGAUCUCAUCGACUAAACAAUUCGGUCGAGCUGCUGGUGGUAACUGAUUGUGACUACAAGUGGGAGCCCUCGUCGAAUGGCAAUGUACCACACAAUGGCCUAAAAUCCGGCUACAGCGAAUUAGGUGAAGGUCUCUAUACAGCUCGUGCAAAGUACAAUGACUUGAUGUUGCUCGGCAAAGUCCAUCCAUCGCAUAAACUGAUAUACAUGCCGUAUCGCCAUCAGGAGGUAAGCUCCUCAACAUAUGAGGUGUUGGUAAUAACGCCCAAAGAGCAAGCUGAGCGCUGAUUCAUUAAUUGUGUGAAUAUAUUAUACUAAACUGUAAUCUCUAUGGGGCACGACCUGUGCUUCAGUCUUUAUCUAAUUGUAAUUGUAUCUGUGUAGUUUUAUUGUUGUAAAGCUUUAUAAUUAUUUGUACACAUACAAUCUGUCAAAAACGCUUAUAUAAAUUACAUAUAAUAAUAAAACCAUUUAGAAUUUGUUUUCUUAAGAGUGAACACGAUAUGAAACAAGCGUCAAUGCAGUACAACGCAGAUUGAUGAUUUUUAAAAAUUCCCCCAGGAAUAUGGAGCU